Python bivittatus (Burmese python) is the source of this 2884-nucleotide messenger RNA. RefSeq names its product bone morphogenetic protein 5 (gene BMP5). Gene Ontology annotation, molecular function: growth factor activity; cytokine activity. The record is from RefSeq and is a predicted model, not a curated record. Gene Ontology annotation, cellular component: extracellular region. NCBI's taxonomy places the organism in Eukaryota, Metazoa, Chordata, Lepidosauria, Squamata, Pythonidae.
GGGAGCUGCUCUAUUUUUGCCUGGUAGAGGUGAAAAUCACUUUUAAGGAACUGAAAAAGACUGGAUGGAUUUUGAGAAAGGGGUUCCUUUUUUUCAAUAUAUUCCUGGGUGAAUUCAGAGGAGGGCCUUUUAAGCCUGUGGUGCAUGUUUCAGAUGGGCUGGACAUUAAAAAUGUUAAUAGGCUCAGCUGGAUACUGAAAAAAAAAAAACAACCCACCAGAGAGAAAUUGCACCAUCUCCAAGCAGUAGUUGAAGACAGAAAGCUGUGAUUCAGGAAAGGACAGCAAGGUGGGAGAAGAGUUAUCUAGUUGGGGAUUAGGAACCAGAGCAGGAGGGGACUCUGCUGAUAAUGGCAGUCUGACAGAAGAUUAUCUCUUGUUUCAUACAACAGUAUCCCCAAGUCUGGUCAUUUCAAGGUCUUGAAUAGGAAUGCCUGCAUCAACUGAUCAGCUUCUGGGCAUCUGUUCCACCAGUGCAGGAAAAACAGAAACAACAGUAGAAAACUGGAAGUCUGAAUUUCAGCUUUCAUAGAAGUGCAUGCAGCCCGACAUGUCCCAUCAUACUUAAGGAAGAAGUGGAAGAAGAUGACCAAGAUGGGAGGUGCAGAAAUGGCAACACUGACAUGAAGAAUAGGUAAUUCACCAUUCAUUUAUUUAUUUUUAUUUUAACCUUCCUUGGUACUGGGAACAUCAGACUUCAUAAGAGACCAGAAAAAGGAAAAUAAAACAUUUUGCAAAGCUAAUUGUGCAUUUUAUUUUUUUUAAAAAUGGACCAAAUUCUGCUUAAAGCUCUAUUGAGCUUGCUCUGGAAUUACUGGCUUUUAAUGGGUUACGCUAAGGCAAACAUGGGGAACAAUCACGUCCACUCCAGUUUUAUUUAUCGGAGAUUACGGAACCAUGAGAGGAGAGAGAUCCAGAGAGAAAUUCUUUCCAUCCUGGGUUUGCCUCAUAGACCCAGACCAUUUUCACCUGGAAAACAAGCUUCCUCAGCACCCCUCUUCAUGCUGGACCUCUACAAUGCGAUGACAAAUGAAGACGAUCCUGAAGAGUUGGAAUAUUUGGUGAGGGGAUCAUCCCCGAGUGGAGAGAGCAAAGGGCUAAGGAAGGGCUACCUGGCAUCUCCAAAUGGAUACUCCCGACGAAUAUACGUAUCACGUACAAGUUCACUGCCUACGCGGAGUCCCACCUUAGCUAGCCUGCAUGACACCAACUUUCUGAAUGAUGCAGAUAUGGUCAUGAGCUUUGUCAAUUUAGUGGAAAGAGACAAGGAUUUUUCUCACCAACGGCGGCACUACAAAGAAUUCCGAUUUGACUUGACUCAGAUCCCCCACGGAGAAGCAGUGACAGCAGCAGAAUUUCGGAUUUACAAGGAUCGAAGUUACAGUCGAUUUGAGAAUGAAACAAUUAAGAUCAGCAUUUAUCAGAUCAUCAAGGAGUAUCCAAACAGGGAUGCAGACCUGUUCCUAUUAGACACGAGAAGAGCUCAAGCUCUUGAUGUUGGCUGGCUUGUGUUUGAUAUCACUGUGACCAGCAACCACUGGGUGAUUGACCCACAGAAUAAUUUAGGGUUGCAGCUCUGUGCGGAGAUGGCAGAUGGUCGCAGUAUCAAUGUAAAAGCAGCUGGUCUUAUAGGCAGGCAUGGUCCUCAGUCAAAACAACCAUUCAUGGUUGCGUUCUUUAAAGCAAGUGAAGUCCUUUUUCGAUCUGUCCGAGCUGCCAACAAUAAGAAGAAAAAUCAGAAUCGCAGCAAAUCCGGCAGCUCACAAAAUACUUCAAGAAUGUCAAGUGUUGCAGAUUAUAACACAAGUGAACAGAAGCAAGCCUGUAGAAAACAUGAACUCUACGUGAGCUUUCGAGACCUGGGGUGGCAGGAUUGGAUUAUAGCUCCAGAGGGUUAUGCUGCAUUUUAUUGUGAUGGAGAAUGUUCAUUCCCUCUCAAUGCUCACAUGAAUGCCACAAAUCAUGCCAUAGUACAGACUCUGGUCCACUUGAUGUUCCCUGAUCACGUCCCAAAGCCUUGCUGUGCUCCAACAAAACUGAAUGCAAUCUCUGUCCUCUAUUUUGAUGACAGUUCCAACGUUAUUCUGAAAAAGUACAGAAACAUGGUGGUGCGAUCGUGUGGUUGCCACUAGAAUUAGGUGGUAAAAAAGAAUGCCGCAAAGUGGACACUCAAAUUUAUCCAGUUUUUUUUUUUAACUAUUUUUUCUUUUUUGGGAUAGAGAAAUUGGAGUGACCAUUUCACAAUAUUUCUCCAAGAAGAGGAUCAGUUCACCCGCAUGGUAUCCUGUCACAACACACGCAAGGCUGCGGUCAGGUCCUCUUUUUGCCACCUCCCCACCCUCUAGGUGCGGCUUCAUUUGUAGACAUUUGGGGAAGGAAAUGUGGUUGUCACAAAAGUCGAGUAAAGAAAACCAUAAACAACAUUAAGAGAAACCCGUGCAGUGGCAUUUUUUUAGGGAGCUGAGAAAAUUAAAAGGAAAAUAGAGUCCCCCAUUGUGGGGAGAUGGGCGGGGACAAGUUAAAUAAAAAAAAGAAAAAGACGCGACAAAUUUAGAUUCCAGCUCUAGAAUGUACAGUACAGCCAAAAGAUACCCCUUUAUUUUCUUUUUCUUUUUUUCAUGGAGAAAAUAAGAAUACUAGAUACAGUAACUUAAUCCCAUUUAUGUCACAUCUCUUUUCAUGUACAGUAUAAUGUACAUAGUAGCUUUUAUUUAUUUAAAGGUAUAUAGGUUCUUUUGUAUGAAUGUCAUUUCAAAUGCUUUAUUGUAUAGGUUUAUCUUAGUAUGUAGUAGAACAUCGAAGGCAAAUUUUUAGUAAUCAUACUGAGAUUUAUUUCAUUUUAUAAAAUAAAGCCUUUGUAUAUUCUCUCUCCACCCUCCCUCCCU